Molecule: messenger RNA, 1632 nt
Organism: Choloepus didactylus (southern two-toed sloth)
Lineage: Eukaryota; Metazoa; Chordata; Mammalia; Pilosa; Megalonychidae
Gene: ADTRP
Product: androgen dependent TFPI regulating protein
Exons: 6
Coding region: 136-828 (230 amino acids)
Cellular component (GO): endomembrane system; membrane
Source: RefSeq, a predicted model, not a curated record
CCCUGUUGGAAUUCUCCACCCUGAGGAGUGCAUUUUCCACCUCUGGGGCGUGUGGAACAACCUCCUCCGUGACCCAAGGAAGGACUCCAGAAGGAAGCUCCUGAAACAACCACAGUUGUCUGCUCAGAGCUAGCCAUGACAAGGGCCGCUACAUGCAUAUACCACUUCCUUGUUCUGAGCUGGUAUAUUUUCCUCAACUCGUACAUUUCACUAUUAGGAGGGGUCCAGCAGAAAUCCGAAAUAUUUCGAAAUGGUGGUCGGUGGAAGUACUUGACACUCCUUAAUCUGUUCUUGCAGGCCAUUUUCUUUGGGGUCGCCUGCCUGGAUGAUGUGCUGAAAAGAAUUAAAGGGAAAGAAGACGUCAAGUUCAUAACCGCCUUCAGAGACCUGCUUUUCACCACACUGGCUUUUCCUGUAUCCACAUUUGUAUUUUUGUCAUUCUGGACACUGUUUCUGUACGAUCGAGAACUCCUUUACCCUAAGGCCCUGGAUGGUAUCUUUCCAGCAUGGCUGAAUCAUGCAAUGCACACUUCCAUCUUACUGCCCUCGCUGGUUGAGCUCACCCUCAGGCCACACCACUAUUCAUCCAGGAAGAAAGGAAUGGCCGUGCUGGCUGCCGGGGGCCUUGCCUACAUCAGCAGGGUCCUGUGGAUCUACUCUGAAACUGGUACGUGGGUGUAUCCUGUGUUUGCCAAACUCAGCCCACUGGGGCUGACAGCCUUCUUCUCUCUCAGCUAUCUCCUGAGCGUUGGCAUCUACCUCCUUGGAGAGAACCUCAACCACUUGAAAUGGGGUGACCCAGUGCAACCACUUAAGAAGAGGAAGUGAUCGCACACCAUUUUCCAAGAAUCAAGGAGGAAGAAAACAUCAGAGUUCAUCCUUCUGGUUUUUUAUUUUUAUUUUUUUUCUGGUGGGGGGAGGUGGUGGAGCAACAUAGAAAGUUAGAAAGGACAGGGGUGCUAUUGAAGUUUAAUAAGAGGUUUAUGAGGGUAGCUGAAUUUGAGAACUCUUGGUGUGUUUUGAAAGAUUUAUAGGACACACCGAAAACAAAUCCUGCUGUCUCAGAAUUUGUUAUCUUUGUCUAACCUCUGUGGGGAAUGGCCUGUGGUCAAAGUUUCAUCAAAGGCCAAAAAAACUCACAUACACUCUGUUAGAGAAUAUUUAGAGAGAGAAAGGAACUUAGCAUUAUUCAAACUCUUAACCUCGGCAGAGGAUACCUUACCAAAGACCCUAGAUGAGAAGUUACUUGCAUGAGGCCAAAGAGUUAGUGCUAGAACCAAGAUAAUAGCUUCAAUCUCCCAGUUCUAACUCCCAGUCCAGUGCCAUUUUUAAAUAUUAUCAACUUUCCUAAAAAUCGGAUUUUAGUGAGCUAGUUAUUUUGAUGGAUAGCUAGUCUAUCUUUUCUAGAUAUAGAUAAAAGUAAGGAGAUGGCUUCAGAAGUAAUCUGCCUGAUGUGAUAUUAAAUUAAUUGGAGCUAUGAGAAAAUAUGUUAUAAAAAAAAACAUUGGGAAAUAUUGUCCUUUCUAUGAGUAAGCAUUUGGGACAGGUAUAAACAUUGAACACAAUGACACUGUCAAAAAUCUCUUCUAUUUGAACCAUGGUUAAUUCACCAAAUAAAUGUUAUACAUUGUA